Paramormyrops kingsleyae is the source of this 685-nucleotide messenger RNA. It is a transcript of the gene atg12, whose product is annotated as ATG12 autophagy related 12 homolog (S. cerevisiae). Lineage: Eukaryota; Metazoa; Chordata; Actinopteri; Osteoglossiformes; Mormyridae. Gene Ontology annotation, cellular component: Atg12-Atg5-Atg16 complex; autophagosome membrane; phagophore assembly site membrane. The record is from RefSeq and is a predicted model, not a curated record. Gene Ontology annotation, biological process: protein lipidation involved in autophagosome assembly; autophagosome maturation; autophagy of mitochondrion. Gene Ontology annotation, molecular function: Atg8-family ligase activity.
UCCGGCGAAUCUGCUGGCGCAAACAAAUAGCAGGUUUUUACCUAAAUUCUGGUAACAUGUCGGAAGCUGGCGAGUCACCUACAGACAAUCCCAAAGAUGAGCCUUCAGCUGUGCAGUCUCCUCCCGAAGACAUCGGCUCAAAUGAAGAGAAGAAAAAAAUCGAUGUUCUUUUGAAGGCAGUAGGUGACACUCCUAUCAUGAAGACCAAGAAGUGGGCAGUAGAACGAGGGAGGACCGUGCAGUCGCUGUCCCUGUUUAUCUCUCGCUUCCUCAAACUAGAACCUAGUGAGCAACUGUUUAUUUACGUCAAUCAGUCUUUCGCUCCUUCACCUGAUCAGGAAGUCGGUGUCCUCUUUGAAUGCUUUGGCAGUGAUGGGAAGCUGGUUCUGCAUUACUGCAAGUCUCAGGCUUGGGGAUGAAGUUAACCGCUCCUGAUUUGGCGUUCUCUGGCCAACACGCACAGCACUUCUCAGAAACACCUUUGCUCACAAAUUGUUGCUUUUAUUGUUGAUGUUGUAAUAUUUUUUUGUACAUAACUCACUGUAAAUAAAUAGAAUUUACUGUUUGCUUCUGCUCUCCUGGUUUUUAUUAUUAAAAUUGGUAUUAUUUUUCUAACUGCUGAUAUGUCACAAAGUAAUUUCAGUGAUUGUACUGGAUGUGAUUAUUAAAUAAAAUAAUAGCCUGG